Molecule: messenger RNA, 538 nt
Organism: Perkinsus marinus ATCC 50983
Lineage: Eukaryota; Perkinsozoa; Perkinsida; Perkinsidae
Product: immunodominant antigen Cp23, putative
Exons: 1
Source: RefSeq, a predicted model, not a curated record
AUGUCGCUGGGCCCCCAAGGGCCGGCCAUUACGGCCCUAUUAGACUCCAUUGUGGAGCUGGUAGAGGCCGGCCUGACGGCUUCACCGGGCCCCCUUUCGGCCCCGGUAAGUCGUGCCCCUGCGGCAUCUCAGGUACCCCAGGUACCGCAGGUGUCCGCUGAUGGCUUUACGACCGUCACGAGACGGCGUCGGGGUCGCAAGGCGCAGAAUGCUGCCCCACCUAGACCCGGCCCUCCGGGGCCAUCUCAGAUACCCCAGGCGACUCGUCGCCCGCAGCCUACUACUCAACAACGGCAGCAGCAGCAGCAACCCAGGCGCCAACCACCGGCCCCACGCCGCCAACCCCCGCGUCCUGCUCCACAGCAGCAACAGCGCCCUCCUGCCCCUCGCCGUCAACAGGCCCCCACCAUCGGCAAUCGCCGCAACCCUCACGUGGCAGCGGCGAAGAAGGCGGCGGCCGGCGGCGGCGAGAAGCCCGUGAUUAUCAUCCGGCCCUCGGGCCCGAACCCGCCAGCUCCUCUCUCCAAAGAGGAGUUUA